AUGCAAUUGAACCUUGUCCCUGAGUUGCGGAACGCUUUCUUCAUCUUGUUUGAGACUAUAAAUAGAUAAGAUAACAUUCAUCGACCACAAAACAAACUUAACCAACAAUGAGGUUGGUUAUAGCAGUGGCACUAGUCUGCCUAGUGGCGGCGUAUGCCAGGGAGAUAGACCAGACUCAGGAUCUGGUUCCCGCAGAGAGCAAAGGCCAUCAUCAUGAGUCAGGCGGCGGCAAAGAGCACCACGCCCACCACCAUCACGAACAUGGGGAAAAGGGACACAAAGGCCAUAAAGGGCAUCAUCAUCACCACAAAGGUGACCACGGUGACCACGGAAAACAUCAUCAUGAGCAUCAUCACGAGGAACAUGGCGGCGGACACAAAAAGCAUCACGAUGGACACGACCAUCAUGGUCACCAUCAUGAACACGGACACCACCAUAAAGGUGGCAAGCACGGCCAUAAGAAACAUCAUGAUAAAGGUGAAAAGACUGAUGGUUACCAUAAGAAGUACCAUAAGGAUCACUUCCAUAAGGACCAUCAUUUCUAUGAUGAUCAUCAUCACGAGGGCAAACAUCACAAGCACGGCAAACACCACGGACAUCACGAAAAACACGGCGGCGACCACAAAAAGGGCGGACACCACGAGCACGGUCAUCAUGAACACCAUCAUGGCAAGCACAGUCAUCAUGACAAGCAUCAUCAUGACGAAGAUCACAAAGGACAUAAGGGCCAUCACGGCCACGAAGAGCACCACCACCACCACCAUGACCAUGGUAAGAAAGGUGGUCACCAUGACGGAAAGCAUUGGGGCUUCCAUCACGGAAAGCAUUGAUCUCAUACCAAAUUUGAGGCUGUGAUAUUUUUCCUAGACACCUGCGGGUCUUAUAAAAAGCCCAAUUUUAGUCGUUUUUUAUUGUUAUUUAGUUUUGAUACUUUGUUGAUUUUUAAUUAAGAGCUAAUGUGUCUGUAAUUGGUGUGUUUUGUAUGAUAGUUCAUUAGUUUUGUAAAUAAUAAAGGAAAUUUCAAUUAUA
Molecule: messenger RNA, 1029 nt
Organism: Cydia amplana
Lineage: Eukaryota; Metazoa; Arthropoda; Insecta; Lepidoptera; Tortricidae
Product: histidine-rich glycoprotein-like
Exons: 1
Coding region: 108-830 (240 amino acids)
Source: RefSeq, a predicted model, not a curated record